UCCUAUAUUACCCCUCAUCGGCGAGCAGAAAGGGUAAGAGAAAAUAAAGAUUAUUUUAGCCCAGCCCCCACAUCCAAAUUUCCGCAGCAACCAAAUUUCCCACAACAAAAGCUCAUGCUCAAAGCCUCAAGCUCAAGAAGAGAGAGAGUAAAGUGCACAAAAACAAACACGAAAUAAAAUAAAGGCUCUUUUUAUUUGCCCUAGUCGAUGUCAGUCGAGGGCAUGGAACCGAGCUCAUGAUCGAGGACUGCGGCUUUCCAUGGCGACUGCGAACGAAUCAGUUACAACGGCGACGUCGAUGGACGUCGUGGCUUUGGUCCCUUCAACGGCCGAAGACGUAACGGUGAGAGCCGUUCAGAAGAGAUAUGAGAGCCUGCUAACCGUCAGAAACAAGGCCGUGAGAGGGAAAGGCGCUUGGUAUUGGGCCCAUUUAGAGCCCAUCCUCCUCCACUCUGAAACCGGCCUCCCGAAGGCGUCAAGCUCCGCUCUUCCCUCCCAGGCCCAAAAUCCCAGGCUGCCCAAACUCCGCCCAGGCCAUCUCCUCCAUCGCCCUCACUUCAACAGCAGCGGAACGUCGCUCCUCCUCCUCCAGCAGAUCCACCCGUUGGCGCUCGUGGACCCGCACAGCCACCGUGUGACGUCGUGCUACUCUCCUUCCUCCACCCGCCGUCGCUGCCUACCCGGCGCCUCCGCCACCGCCGCAUUUCGUGCUGUCCGGCGCGGAAAGAGGACCUCGGCGCGCUCGCUGCUGUUCGAGGACAGCGUGAAGAAGCUGAAGAGCCCGAAGCGUCGUCCGGUCCGCCUAUCGAGAUCGCCGCGAUCCGCCGUCGCCCUACUCUCGGAUUGGUUCUACGAAUCGUGCGCCGUUCCUUCUCCUCCGUCCGAUCACCCGAAAUUCCGGGCCUUCCUUCAUUCAAGUUGGGCUACCGCCGGUCUCCCGCCGCGAGCUCGCCGAGCGAGGCUGGACGCUCGUAUGACGAGGCCGCGUCAGACGCCGAGGCCGAUACGAGACGCUCUCUUCUUUCAAGUGGCCGCCGGUGGAUUCAGGUCUCGGUCGCUCUUCCUCGGACGCGCGCGAGCGCUCACCCGUGUGCUGGAUGUCGGCGCUGACAAAUUCAAGUCCAAAGCGUUGAGGGAUUUAGAGAACCAGAAUCAUUGGAUGGUGAACCUCUCUUGUCAACUCCAAGGAGUUCGGAGCCUCGUUAGGCGACUCACCCGCCCCAUCCCCCUCUUUAGUUCCGUCAUCAGUGGUUGCUCCAAGAUCGCCGAUCUCUUCAACAAUAUAACACUCAGGUCCGCAACAUUUUCCACAAGUAUCAGAUCAGAGGCUCGACCACUCUUUCUCUCCGCUCGUCGAAAUGCAGCUGACAUUGCCCUCGGCCUCCGCAUUGCUCGAGGACGUUCAUCGCCUCGGACUCGUCCGAUGCAGUUGACGGUGCACGAUGAUUCGUUCAAGCUCGCCUGCCUCGAUGACCCAAAUGCGACGCAGUUGGGCGAAAUGGUCCGUGGAAUUUCCUUCUGGACCGAUUUAGAGGCUGUUCGCUCGCUCAUCAAAAUGAUCAAUACCACGGUUAAAGAAAUGGAGGCCGAGCGUCCUCUCGCAGGGCAAUGCUUGCCUCUCUGGGACGAGCUCCGGUCCAAGGUAAAAGAAUGGUGCUCGAAAUUCAGCAUUGACGACAAUCCUAUAAACAAAAUUGUAGACGACCGAUUCAGUAAGAAUUAUCAUCCGGCUUGGUCUGCAGCGUUCAUAUUAGAUCCCGUCAAUUUGAUUAAGGACUCCAGCGGGAAAUACCUCCCUCCGUUCAAAUACUUAACCCCCGAGCAAGAGAAAGAUGUCGAUAAACUCAUAACGAGGCUGGUGUCAAGGGAAGAAGCCCACAUUGUUCUUAUGGAGCUAAUGAAGUGGAGGUCCGAAGGGCUUGACCCGUUAUAUGCACGUGCCGUUCAAGUGAAGCAGCGAGAUUCUGUAACGGGCAAGAUGAGGAUCGCGAACCCUCAGAGUAGUCGAUUAGUAUGGGAGACUAUACUGAACAAGGAGUUCAAGUCCCUUUCCAUGGUUGCGGUGAGAAUUAUAUUUCUGCACGCUACGGCGUGCGGGUUCAGGUGUAGCCCGAUGUUGGUCCGGUGGUUCGGAAAGCACGGGCAGUGCAGGGCGGGUAUGGACCGGGCACAGAAGAUGGUUUUCGUGGCCGCGAAUGCGAAGCUAGAGAGGAGGGAUUUCUCCGAUGAGGAGGAGAAGGACGCGGAGCUGUUUGCCAAUGGGGAGGAUGAUGUGCUCAAUGAAGGAUUUCUUGAUUCUUCUUCCGUGUAACAUUUUUAUUUUCAUCAUUUUUUUUGGGGGUUUUUAAUUAAGUAGGGAUUUGCUUAGAAUUUUUCUUUAGGUCGCCGCUGCCUAUCGUUGAUGUUCGAUUACUUACAUUAGAAAUGGUAGUGUUUUCUCUGUGAGGAUAAAUUUGAAGAAGAAUGUAGGGGUUUGGGGCUUGUUUUUUUUCCCCCCUUUUCCUUUUUUUUUAAUCGGAAUUAUUAUAUUUAGCUGUGGAAUUGAAGCA
This is a messenger RNA of Asparagus officinalis (garden asparagus), 2549 nucleotides long. RefSeq lists its product as uncharacterized. Lineage: Eukaryota; Viridiplantae; Streptophyta; Magnoliopsida; Asparagales; Asparagaceae. The record is from RefSeq and is a predicted model, not a curated record.